AUGUCAUACGGAGAAUAUGAACAAACCAUAGAUGAGCAAAUCCCAGCAAUAUACACUUCGGAGGAUGAGCGUAUUCGGACACCAGCUGUCUUAUCAGAUACCUCGCGCUCACCCAUUUUUUCCGAUAACCGUCAGCAAGUAGUACAACCGUUAAGAAGUGAUAAUAAACAUGCGGAAAACGAUACAAAUAACUCAUCAGUACCAACAAAGAAAGCUAGAUUAGCAAUUCCUUCGGGUUUAGUUUCCUAUGCCAUCGACGAAGAUGAUGAUGAGCAUACGGUGUUAGAUACAGAUCAGAACACUGAUUCUGAUGGUGAAAAUGAUCCUAAAUCAAAAGAUGAUCAUGGAUUCCAUCUUGGUAGUAUGGAUAUUCCGUUGGAUAAUUCGGGUGGACCCCCAACUAUUUUCAGUUCUGACCAGCCUAUCAACAUCUUGUCCCAAAACCAAGUUCAUAUUUCAGAACCAGUAAAUGAUGUAAAAAAUCCAAACUUAAUCACUAUUGAAGCGAAAGCAGAAAGUCCUACCCUUACAGAACGCCUUAUUCAAGCGGUUCAAUUGCCCUCUGAACCUACUGGUCACUGUUCAAUGGUGCUUCAAGAAAGAGUAGAGCGAGCAGUGCGUCGUAUGCGCUUGGAUAUAAGCUACGAUCCUAACAGAGCAAUUCAAGAUAACAAAGCGUUCCGUAAUCCCAGGUGUGUAAGCGUGUGGACAAACAUAAACUCAGUUUUAUUUUAGUAUUUAUGAAAAGCUGAUCGAUUUUUUGAAAAUUGACGAGAAAGGAACUAACUUCUCUACAAACCAAAAAAACCAAGUAAAUGGGACACAGGUAUUCCUACCAACGUUCAACCCCAUGAUACAUCCUCCUCAGAAUCUGUUAAGUUAUCUGUUCCUCCCGUUGGAAGUUUGAUCAAACGAAAUUAAAACUAAUCCAAGUUACCAGAUAAUGACUUUGAAAUACGCUGCUCUUUUUAUAAUUUUUUGAAAAUAUUUUUCAAGAUGUUAAUACAACAAUAAAAGUGAAAUACUCAA
This is a messenger RNA of Schistosoma curassoni, 1029 nucleotides long. The record is from the annotation of a GenBank genome assembly. Lineage: Eukaryota; Metazoa; Platyhelminthes; Trematoda; Strigeidida; Schistosomatidae.